Molecule: messenger RNA, 1322 nt
Organism: Limulus polyphemus (Atlantic horseshoe crab)
Lineage: Eukaryota; Metazoa; Arthropoda; Merostomata; Xiphosura; Limulidae
Product: homeobox protein Nkx-6.2-like
Exons: 3
Coding region: 245-1099 (284 amino acids)
Biological process (GO): regulation of transcription by RNA polymerase II; cell differentiation
Cellular component (GO): nucleus
Molecular function (GO): RNA polymerase II cis-regulatory region sequence-specific DNA binding; DNA-binding transcription factor activity, RNA polymerase II-specific
Source: RefSeq, a predicted model, not a curated record
UUCACACCACGCUCAAUCGUUUUCCUCACUAAACUGUAGCUGACAUCAUUUGGGUCAAGCUUGUAUUAUUGUAGCUCUUGAUGGCCUGGAGAAGAACGUAGAAUAUCUGUUUUUACUGUUCAAGUCAACGUGUUGUAGUGAGUAACCAGUUUGGAUCGGCGAGACGAGAUCUUCUUCUCGAGGUUUAGCGAUAACGAACAAAGAUCAUCGGUAGAAACGACGGUUCCUAGCACGGUAGCGGGCUAUGUUGGAGUUCAACACCCCGUCCACCACCACAGCUAGUGCAAGUUCCAUGUUGUCCAUGUUGAACAUGAACAUGGAGGCCUCGCGGCAGAACGCUUUUUUCCUGGGCAAUCCUCCGCUGGCCGCUCUGCACAAUAUCAGUGACAUAAAGGCGAAUCCCAUGUCGCCCUAUCCUAGUACCCAAACCCUCAAACCGUCGGCUCAUGGCACACCACAUGGCAUUAACGAUAUUCUUGGCCGGCCACUGCCCACCUCGGCACAGGCGCUCAGCACACUUGGGGCAUUACCACGCUUUAGCCUAGGCAUGGGGGCAGCGGCUAGCAUGUACUUUAACCCAGCCAACGGUAGUCUUCACAAGCUAGGACUGGGGGAUCUCCCCGCUAGACCUCACCUCUACUGGCCAGGGAUGGUACAGAACCCAGCACUCUGGAGGGAUCGGUUCGCUUCAGCUGCGGUUACGCAAAGUUGUCUAGACAAGGAUGGGAAGAAAAAGAAACACACCAGGCCCACCUUUUCUGGUCAUCAGAUUUACGUACUUGAAAAGACAUUUGAACAAACUAAGUAUCUUGCCGGACCGGAAAGAGCAAAGCUUGCUUACGCCUUAGGAAUGUCAGAAAGUCAAGUAAAGGUUUGGUUCCAAAACCGAAGAACCAAGUGGCGUAAGAAACAUGCAGCAGAGAUGGCCACGGCUAAGAAGAAGCACGACACGGAGGCGGAACAGCUACGUCAGGAUGACAGCUCUGAUCAGGAGCUUGAUUUGGAUGGCGCCGACUGCAAGCGGCUGAAGUCCGACGACGAACAGUCAGACUCAAUUCCUCUUGAUCCCGAGUCACCAGAUAGUUUCUUGGCCGUUUAGAAACUUUGCUCUAGAUAAAUAGGUUGAAAUUUUUUGCGUGACAAAGUGCAAUAACAUUUUCCCAAAGACCGACCGAACAAUAAAAUAGAAAAAAAAAGAAAGAAAAAAGAAAAACUUAACAGGUUAGACGAAGUGAAUUGAACACAAACGUUGUGAUUUCUGUGUUUUAUUUGUGACUGAUCUCGGUGUACAUAAUGAGCAAUUAAAAUAAUCUGCUCUAGGA